Anopheles moucheti is the source of this 1283-nucleotide messenger RNA. RefSeq names its product GILT-like protein 1 (gene GILT1). Lineage: Eukaryota; Metazoa; Arthropoda; Insecta; Diptera; Culicidae. The record is from RefSeq and is a predicted model, not a curated record. Gene Ontology annotation, molecular function: oxidoreductase activity, acting on a sulfur group of donors, disulfide as acceptor. Bases 308 to 1033 code for a protein of 241 amino acids. The transcript has 3 exons.
CAGCGUUCAGUUUGUGUCCAACGUUUCCAGCGAAAAGAAGGCUUUCCCAUCACGCAGCUCCUUCCGAUACGCGAUCUACGCGAGGUGAACAGACGCGCCCGUGUGAAACAAACGCAUUCUUCUUCGUUUGCUCGAAAGAUCGAAGCGCGUCCCAACGGUUUGAAGCGAACCGUUGAAAAGGAAGCCCAUUUGAUCGCCGUAACCUGUUUUCGGGGAUCGUGAUUGUCGGUGGCUGUGCGAGUGUGUUUGCGUUUGGGCCUCACUGUACCUGUUGCUCCCGUUGUAACUUCUGCUUCUUCUUCAAACGAUGCUGUUUAAAAGCUUUCUUAUGCUGAGCGUCUUCGCUGUCGCCUGCUACGGACAAUCGAAAGUGCCCGUAUACGUGUACUAUGAAUCGCUCUGCCCGGAUAGUGCACGGUUCGUUAACGAACAGCUGUACCCGGUGGCUAAGACGUUCAAGAAGAAUCUAGAGCUUCAUCUGGUGCCGUUCGGCAAGUCCACCUACACGACGCAAGGCUCGGAGGUGAUGUUCACGUGUCAUCAUGGCGAAAACGAGUGCUACGGUAACAAGGUCCACGCCUGUGCCAUCCAGCACAUUCAGGGUAACUCGUAUCAGCCGAACAUUUCGAAGGAAGAUCUAACACUGGAGUACGUUAACUGUCUGAUGCAUCGGGCCCAGCUGAAGGAUGGUGCGUUCCCGACCAAGCGCUGCGCCGAUGAGGUGAAAAUUGACCAGUGGCAAGCUAUCAUGGAUUGUGCCAACAGUACCGAAGGUAGCCAGCUGCUGAAGCAACAUGGUGAUAUGACGAACAAAGUGCAAUCGCCACUCAAGAGUGUCCCCACUGUUGCCUUUAAGCAGACAUACGAUGAUGAACUGCAGAAACUGUCUGUGAGCAGCUUCCGUCAUGCGCUGUGCAAAAACCUGAGUCCGCAACCUGUCGAGUGUCUCGACCUUCCAUCAGCCGCCACGGUGGUCAGCUCGUUCGGUAUGCUCGUCGCUGUUGCCGCCGUCCUCGUUGCCAGACUAUUUUAAGCAAUGGUCCAACCAGUGUGCGUAACGUACUCUUAAAAAAACUACAAAACUACUAUUGAUAGUUUGAAAAGUCGAGGAAAAUUUGGUAGUCCUGUUUUAUUGGUAACCAUCAUUUAAGAGUAAAGAUCGAUUCCGGGAUGCAUGUUCACUAUUCAUCGAAUCCGUCCAAGCUGUUGUAUUUUGUAGAUGUUUCCUUCGAUGCUUUUAAAAAUAAAGUCUUCUGGCAUGAUCAAAUCGAUCGUGAACCUUA